Messenger RNA from Mitosporidium daphniae, 2004 nucleotides. RefSeq lists its product as uncharacterized. The record is from RefSeq and is a predicted model, not a curated record. Bases 1 to 2004 code for a protein of 667 amino acids. Gene Ontology annotation, biological process: fatty acid biosynthetic process; protein polyubiquitination. The transcript has 5 exons. Lineage: Eukaryota; Fungi; Microsporidia. Gene Ontology annotation, molecular function: metal ion binding; malonyl-CoA decarboxylase activity; ubiquitin protein ligase activity.
AUGAAGGAACCUCUUGCUUUUGUGAUUGCAUUCUUUUCUGAUAAUCUUCUCAGCACUUGCAUGCAAUGGGACGGGCAUUCUCCCUUUGCAAAAGAAAAGCCUCAGCAGGUGAUCUUUUAUUCAAUUUCUGCUCCCCAUAAAGGGCUAACAGGACUAUCUCUUGGAUCCACUUUGUUGAAAGAGGUUACCCAUCAACUUGAACGGAACUACCCCUCUGUGAAGAGAUUGAUCACCUUUUCGCCGAUUCCUGGAUUCGUAAAAUGGCUUAAAGAGCAAGAGGAUGAGCUUGAAAAUAAGAUCUCCUGCUACGCUGUACCUCUAGGAUUUCUGUUCGAUCUAAAGUUGCUUUUAUCCUGCACUCCAAUCACAAAAGAAAGGCUGCAAGCAUUUAUCGAGCCUUAUCAGAAAGAGGAUCUUCAAUUUCUUUUUAAAAGACUCAUAUACAGAUACAUUGUCGGUGCCAGAAGGAAUAACAGAUGCAUAGACCCGGUAGCAAAUUUUCACUUGGGAAAUGGUGCAAUAUUUUGGGAUAUUGUCGUCCUCGGGGAUUUUAGGCUUAUGGGGGAUUCUAAUUGGACCGUUAUUUCUAGAGACCGAAAUACAUCUGACCAGCAUGCAGGAGGAAAUACCAACGUGUCAAGCAAGCACUCAAAUGGCAUCAUCCCUUUGCCGUGUAAAUUUUACCUACUUGGAAGCUGUACUGCUGGAAAGUCGUGUAAAUACCUCCAUUUUAAAAAUAAGGAACUGAAAAAUCAUCUUGAGCUCUCAAAGGGCAACGGCCAGAAUAUACCGAACACACCACUUGUAUGUACUUACUAUCAAAAGGGUUCUUGUAAAUAUGGUUCUAAAUGUAUUUUCCUUCAUACAAAAUCUUCAAAUUCUCUUCCAAGCCCACUUCUAAAGUCUGAAAAGGAUACAAUUGCUGCCAUAAAGCUAGACAACGACGAGUUUUUUGAGAAUUCCAAAAACUCGGUAAAAUCAGACCCCAUAUCCACUACCACCGAUGCUUGUUUCGAGGACCAUUCAUAUGAAGGGAAAUUAUUUGAUGAGCCGGACGAAGCCCAGUUGUUUGAGCUUGAAUUACAAGAACAAAGGUCAUUGUUUUUUUCCAGAAGCUCCAUAGGCUCCUUUGAUCUUCGAGCGGAAAAUGAGCCCGCCACAUUUUCUCAGCAGGAAAUUGCUUGCUUCCCCUACCCAAAAAUAGGGGGCCAAGAGCUACCAUUGGAGUCGAAGAAAAAAUAUCCCUCAGCUUCGUAUUCCUCUGCACUGAAAUCUUCACUUCCUAUAAAAACAAACGCUAAGAUGUAUUCUUCUGCAGAUUCUUUGAAGGGGGGCCAUAGGCAUACUAUAAAUAUGAAUGGAAAGUUGGAUCAAAUCUGUCCUGGGUCCGAAACCGCUACUUGUACUCUUGGCGAUCGUUGUAUAUAUUACCAUGGACUUAAAUGUCCACAUUGCUUUUUAUUUAUCCUACAUCCCUCUGAUUCUCGGGCAAGAGAACUUCACAUUUCUCAAUGCAAGGAUACUUGUGGCGACAAACUUGAUGCCAACCUUUUUGAACACAGCUUGGCGGAUAGCAAAACCUGUGAGCUUGAAUGUGGAAUUUGUUUGGAACCAUUGCCUGUAAAUGGGAUAACAAAAUUUGGCCUACUGAAUUGCAAUCAUCCUUUUUGCUUAGAGUGUAUCAGGUCAUGGAGGGCUUCUCAAAACGUCGAUUCUUCAAUAUGUAGGUCCUGUCCCAUUUGCAGGGUUAAUACACACUUCAUUACACCAUCUUUGAUUUGGUGCGCAGAUCAGGCACAAAAAUCUCUUGUCAUAGAAAACUAUAAAAACAAGCUUAGGUCAAUACCAUGCCGACAUUUUCGGCAGGGAGCCACUCCUUGUCCAUUUGGGAGUUCUUGCUUUUAUGCCCAUCUUGGCAGAGAUGGAAAGCCAAUAGAAUCAAGCAGGACGAGGACCUACAUGAACGAAUCUGAAGAAAUACUGGUCGUCACCAAUGCCAAGUAA